Molecule: messenger RNA, 1796 nt
Organism: Ziziphus jujuba (common jujube)
Lineage: Eukaryota; Viridiplantae; Streptophyta; Magnoliopsida; Rosales; Rhamnaceae
Product: PI-PLC X domain-containing protein At5g67130
Exons: 9
Coding region: 157-1395 (412 amino acids)
Biological process (GO): lipid metabolic process
Molecular function (GO): phosphoric diester hydrolase activity
Source: RefSeq, a predicted model, not a curated record
UUGGGGUUGGGUUUUCUGCACCUGUCUGUGUCUAUUGCAAUAAACUCUUCCUCCCCCAUAAACACAAAGAAAUACACUGAUACAAAUCUCUAUAUUAUAUUUAUAGUGUAUUAACUCACUAUCACUCUCUCCUUCGGACCCCCCAACAGAAAAAAAAUGAAGAGAAAAAAUUUCUUCAAGAGUCUCAGAUUUCAGCUCCUGUUUAUCUCAGUUUUUCUGCUAUCAUGUUCAUCUGGUCUCAAGAUCGGAGAGACUUGUUCGAAAGAUGGUGAAUGCGAUUCCGGGUUGCGCUGCGAAAAAUGCGAUGCGAAUGGAAAUACCCGAUCCAGAUGUACCCGAAUCCAACCGCUCCACCCCACUUCUAAAGUGAAAGGUCUGCCAUUUAACCAGUAUUCAUGGUUAACCACACAUAACUCGUUCGCUAUGUCUGGAGCCAAGUCCGCCACCGGAUCGGUUCUUGUCUCUGCCACCAAUCAGGAUGACUCUGUUACCUCUCAACUCACUAAUGGAGUUCGGGGGCUUAUGCUAGAUAUGUACGACUUCAACAAUGAUAUAUGGUUAUGCCAUUCCUUUGGAGGCAAAUGUUACAACUUCACAUCAUUUCAACCUGCUGUUAAUGUACUAAAAGAGAUUCGAGUAUUUUUGGAAGCCAACCCCUCGGAGAUUAUCACCAUUUUUAUUGAGGACUACGUUACAUCUACACAAGGCUUGACAAAGGUCUUCAAAGCAGCUGGCCUUGAUAAAUAUCUGUUCCCAUUGUCUCGGAUGCCAAAGAACGGUGGAGAUUGGCCAACGGUGGAUGAUAUGGCACAGAAGAAUCAGAGGUUGGUGGUCUUCACCUCAAAAUCAUCAAAAGAGGGUUCUGAAGGAAUAGCUUAUGAGUGGAACUAUGUAGUAGAAAAUCAAUAUGGAAAUGGUGGGAUGAAAACUGGAUCGUGUCCAAAUCGUGCUGAAUCGUCUCCUAUGAAUACAAAAACAAAGUCACUUGUAUUGCAGAAUUACUUCCCUGAUAAUCCAAAUGUAACGUUUGUUUGCGUGGACAAUUCAGCUCCAUUAGCUAGCAUGACGAAAACUUGUUAUGAAGCAGCUGGUAAACGGUGGCCAAACUUCAUUGCUGUCGAUUUCUACCAGAAAAGUGAUGGUGGGGGAGCCCCAGAAGCUGUGGAUAUAGCAAAUGGACAUUUGACAUGUGGAUGUGACAACAUUGCCUAUUGCAAGGCAAAUGCCACAUUUGGGACAUGUGAUGUUCCUAAGAUUUCUCCCCCUCCACCAGCAGCUGCGUCAACUACCACAUCAGAAAACCCUAGCAGCAUGGCUUCUCUGGAUAGCAGACCAGUCCACCUACAGUGUCUUUCUGGGAUAAUUUUGGCUACGACGCUCUCACUUUGGUUAUAGACUAUGACUGUAUACCAUUUUUACCAUUUUUUGAAUCACACGGCAUUUUUUUUUUCUUUCUUUUUUUUUUUUUUUUUUUCUUUUUUCAGAUGAUAUUGAUUAGCUUCUGGAUCUUGAGGUUUGUAAAAUUAGACGAUCAUAUGAGAUUAUAAGCAUGGUAUUAUAUGUCAGGCUUGUGAUUUGCUUUUCUCUAUUAGAGAUAUGUCAAUCAAGUGCAGAAUUCCCUGUCAGUUUUUUCCUCUGUUUCGGUUAUUGUUAGUUUGGGGAACAUGUUGAGGGUUGUUUGCACUUAAAGGCCAGUUUCUUACUUGAACCUUUACUGCAAUCCCCAAAAGCAGCUAUUCUUUUAUAUUACAUAGUUGAAUCAAUUUCUUAAUAGCUUAAAAUUUGUUAUUUAUGUU